UGUGUGUGUGUGUGUUUUUAUUUUUAUUUUUAAAAGAUGAGCCCGGAGAUGGUAGAUACUGUUACUUAGAUUGGUUUACUCUUAUUCACAGUGAAGGUAGCAGGCUAGGCUUGAGUUUAUGGAUUCAAUUACCACUGAAGAGGGUUCUUCCUCUUCUUCUUCCACCGAUGGAUGGAAAUACGAUGUCUUUCUUAGCUUUCGAGGCGAGGACACACGCUACAGUUUUACAGACCAUUUGCACAGCAGUUUGGUUCGGAAGGGGAUCCACACCUUCAUAGAUGAUGGGCUUGUAAGAGGAGAAGAAAUAUCACAAGCGCUUCUCAAAGCAAUUGAAGGGUCGAUGAUUUCUCUCAUCAUAUUCUCUGAAAACUAUGCAUCCUCCAAGUGGUGCUUGGAUGAACUCGCUCAUAUCAUGCAAUGUAAAAAAUCAGAUCAACAAAAGGUAAUUCCAAUUUUUUACAAAGUGAAUCCCUCAGAUCUACGACACCAGACAGGUUGCUUUGGGAAGGCACUUGCUAGCCAUGAAUGCAACUUCAAGGAUGAUCCGGAGAAGGUGAUAAGAUGGAAGGCAGCUCUCACAGAAGCAGCAAAUUUGUCUGGGUGGCAUCUAACAAGCGGGUCUGAAUCUGUACUUAUUGACAGCAUCGUUAAAGACAUUUCACUACGAGUAUUGAAUGAUACGGGCAACUUUUAUGUAGCAGAUCACCCGGUUGGAAUUAAGUCCCGUGUAGGACAAGUGAAUUAUCUUUUACGUCUUGGGGUAGAAGAUAUUCGUAUGGUAGGGGUAUGGGGGAUUGGUGGAAUAGGUAAGACUACAAUUGCUAGAGCUGUUUACAAUUCAAUUGCGCAAGUGUUUGAAGGUUGUUGUUUCUUGGAAAAUGUGAGAGAAGAAUCAAUGCAACAUGGAGGCCUGGUCAAACUGCAAAACAUUAUUUUGUCUAAAAUUAUAGGAGGGAAAGAAUUGGAGGUGGCCACUGUUCAUGAAGGAAUCAACGUGAUAAAGAAAAGGCUAAGCAAGAAAAGGGUUCUCAUAGUUGUUGAUGAUGUGAACCAAGUAGACCAACUAAAGAAAUUAGUUGGAAGGUGUGACUGGUUUGGUUUCGGCAGUAGAAUUAUCAUAACGACAAGAGAUAAGCACUUGCUCACUGCUCAUCAAGUUAAUCGAAUCUACAAUGUCAAGGAAUUGGAUGAUCACGAAGCUCUUGAUCUCUUCAGUGCGAAUGCCUUCCCAGGGGAAAGACGACUUUCAGAUGAUUAUGUGAAGCUUGCUAGAACUGUAGUGCAGUACGCUCGAGGCCUUCCCUUAGCUCUGAUAAUUUUAGGUUCACUUCUUUGUGGUGGAAGUAUGGAGGAAUUGCAAGAUGCAAUAGAUGGUUACAAAAAAAUUCCUAAUCCAGACAUUCAAGAAACUCUUAAAAUAAGUUAUAAUUCAUUGGAAGAUCCAGUGAAAGAAGUUUUCCUUGACAUUGCAUGUUUCUUUAAAGGUGAAAACAAGGACCAUGUGAUACAAAUACUAGAAGGUUGUGGCCUCAACCCUGAGUAUGGUAUCAAAGUACUCAAAGAUAAGGCCCUCAUAAAUGUUAACGAAGGAAAUUAUAUUUGGAUACAUGACUUACUUGAAGAAAUGGGAAAAGAAAUAGUUCGCCAAGAGUCACCUUUUGAACCUGAAUAUCGUAGCAGAUUGUGGGAACAAAUAAAACUAGGAGCAUCAUGGUAG
Messenger RNA from Prunus mume (Japanese apricot), 1717 nucleotides. The record is from RefSeq and is a predicted model, not a curated record. Lineage: Eukaryota; Viridiplantae; Streptophyta; Magnoliopsida; Rosales; Rosaceae.